AUGGUUUACAUCAUGGAGAUCUACACAGACGGUGGCUGUAGGGGCAACGGGCAGCCAGGAGCUAUAGGUGCCGCAGCUGCUGCUGUCAAGUCAAGAAAUGGAGUGUACGACUCACGGACACGCUCGUUACCCCGAAAACCCACACCCACAAACCAGCGUGCCGAGAUCACUGCCAUCAUCAUUGCUCUAGAGAAAGCCUUGGAAAAGUUUGACGACUUGGACCACAGGCCAUAUCUAAAGGUCAAGAUCUAUUCGGAUUCGAGAUAUGCGGUUAACUGUAUGACGAUUUGGAUUUACAAGUGGGCCAACAAUGGUUGGACAAAUGUUGCAGGCUGCGAGGUUGCAAACCGAGAUCUUCUCGAGGAAGCUUCCAGGCUUGAUGAUAGGUUGAGAGAUUUGGGAGAGGUGGACUAUAUCUGGAUUCCGAGGGAGGACAACGAGUAUGCUGAUGGCUUAUGCAAUGAGAACAUGGAUGAACAAUGA
This is a messenger RNA of [Torrubiella] hemipterigena, 483 nucleotides long. The record is from the annotation of a GenBank genome assembly. Lineage: Eukaryota; Fungi; Ascomycota; Sordariomycetes; Hypocreales; Clavicipitaceae.